This is a messenger RNA of Arachis ipaensis, 666 nucleotides long. RefSeq lists its product as uncharacterized. The record is from RefSeq and is a predicted model, not a curated record. Lineage: Eukaryota; Viridiplantae; Streptophyta; Magnoliopsida; Fabales; Fabaceae.
AUGCCUCUCUGUGCAAAGUUCCUCAAGGAACUCAUCAACAAGAAAAGGAGCUGGAAAGAAAAAGAAACCGUGAUCCUGACCCAAGAAUGCAGUGUUGUGAUUCAGAAAGGCCUGCCACCUAAACUCAAAGAACCAAGGAAUUUCUUCAUACCAUGUACCAUUGGGAACAUACCAAUUGAUAAAGCUCUGUGUGACUCGGGUUCAAGCAUCAAUUUGAUGUCCCUUUCGAUGAUGAGAAAGCAAUCAAUAGAAGAAGUGAAGCCAACCAGAAUGUCACUACAGCUAGCUGAUAGAUCCCUCAUAAUACCCAAUAGAGUGGUGGAGAACCUUCUAGUCAAAGUUGGCAAGUUCAUCUUUCCUGUGGAUUUUGUGAUUUUAGACUUAGAUGAGGAAAGAAGUGAUUCGAUCAUAUUGGGAAAACCCUUUCUAGCAAUAGCAAGAGCCAUCAUUGAUGUAGAAAAAGGAGAGAUGAUUUUGAGGGCACACGAUGAACAAAUAACUCUCAAUGUCUUCAAAGAAAUGCAACUCCCUGCUGAAAAGAAAAACUGCAUGAGGAUUGAGGAUGAGGACUUAAAUUUGAAGGAGAAGCCCAAGGAAUCACUCAUAAACUCACCCUUGAUGGAGAAGUCUGAGAUUGAAGAGAAGCAAAAGGAUCAAGAGAACUAG